CUCCCGACUCGCUGCUGCCCCGGGUGCCGGCGGCGCAUGUGCCUGGCGCCCCCUCCCCGGCCCUGGAUUCCACUCCCCCUCCGCUCGCGCUGCAGCCGCAGCCGCCUCCAGGCCCCGCGCCGCCUCCGGAGUCCAAUGGCCGGGACGCGCUGGGUGCUCGGGGCGCUGCUCCGGGGCUGCGGCUGCAACUGCAGCAGCUGCCGGCGCACCGGCGCCGCCUGCCUGCCUUUUUACUCCGCCGCCGGCUCCUCUGAAAGUUUGAUUUCUGGUUUUGAUUUUACUCCCAUACUUUCAGACUGCAGAAUCCGCAAUGGUGAGAAUGGAAUACACUUCCUCUUAAAUAGAGAUGGGAAACGAAGGGGUGAUGCCUUAAUUGAAAUGGAGUCAGAGCAGGAUGUUCAAAAAGCCUUAGAAAAGCAUCGCAUGUACAUGGGACAACGAUAUGUGGAAGUGUAUGAGAUAAACAAUGAAGAUGUGGAUGCCUUAAUGAAGAGCCUGCAGGUCAAAUCUUCACCUGUGGUAAAUGAUGGCGUGGUUCGUUUGAGAGGACUUCCUUACAGUUGCAAUGAGAAAGACAUUGUAGACUUCUUUGCAGGACUGAAUAUAGUAGACAUCACUUUUGUCAUGGACUACAGAGGGAGAAGAAAAACAGGAGAAGCCUAUGUGCAGUUUGAAGAACCAGAAAUGGCCAACCAAGCCCUAUUGAAACAUAGGGAAGAAAUUGGUAACCGGUAUAUAGAGAUAUUUCCAAGCAGAAGGAAUGAAGUCCGAACACAUGUUGGUUCUCAUAAGGGAAAGAAAAUGUCAUCUUCUCCUACUGCUAAGUAUAUAACUGAGCCAGAAAUGGUCUUUGAAGAACACGAAGUAAAUGAGGAUAUUCGAUCCAUGACAGCUUUUGAAAGUGAGAAGGAAAUAGAAUUGCCUAAGGAGAUGUCAGAAAAGCUUCCAGAGGCUGUUGAUUUUGGAACUACAUCUUCACUACAUUUUGUCCACAUGAGAGGAUUGCCUUUCCAAGCUAAUGCCCAAGACAUUAUAAACUUCUUUGCGCCGCUGAAGCCUGUUAGAAUCACCAUGGAAUACAGUUCUAAUGGGAAGGCCACUGGAGAAGCUGACGUGCACUUCGAUACCCAUGAGGACGCUGUUGCGGCUAUGCUCAAGGACCGGUCCCAUGUUCACCAUAGGUAUAUUGAAUUGUUCCUGAAUUCGUGUCCAAAGGGAAAAUAAGACUUCUUAGGGACUCCAGAUAAUAAGGACGAAGCAAGAAGCAUUUCAUUUGCACAUCUUUCUUGGACAUGGAAUAUAAAGUUCCAGUUUUGUAGCAGCAAUUGCUAGAGAAAGAAUUUGGGGGUUUUGGGUUAAUUGCUUAUAAGACAAAUUACAUAGUGGACUGUUCAGAAAGGAAAAGGAAAGAUUCAGUUUGGAAUUAUGAAAUAAACCACAAAUUUAAAUUUUUGUUUAAUCUGUUCAAGAUCUGAUUUAAAAAUCUGGUUUUUAUUAUAUAUGUUUAAACAGUUUGUUUUCAUAGGAGAUGUGUUACCCAAUGAAAAGACUACAUCUUUUUAUUCAGCACUGUCCUUGAAAAUCUUUCUCCCGUUUUACAAAUGAUCUGUUGGAGAUUUUGUCUUUUUGCCUAUGAAUUAAGGCUCUGAUAUAAAACUUCUGUGGAGUGAAGUACUGACUUAUUUUAACCAAAUACUCACCAAAGCAAGGAAAGGUUUCAGACCUUUGCAUCAUUAAGGUUUGGCAGAGUGGUUUUAAUUUUAGGUGUAUUAGAUUACUUAGGUAGGGGUAAAAAUUAAAAAAAGGAAAACAAAAAAUAUAAGUACCACAGGUUAGUGCGUAUAAAUGACAACAGUUUGGCAGUUUUAUGUCUUUAGAAAUGUUUUGCCUUUCUAAGCCUUGUGCAAAAGGCAUUUGACUUUUGUGCCUGUAUCCUUAAGGAGAAAAUUGUAGUCUCAACCUAAAAGUUCUCUGAACACUCCCCAACUUUUUUCGAUUGUGGGUAAACCUUGAGGGUGUUUGUUAGUCUCAAAACUGUGAAGUGACAUGUCAAAACAGUCCUGACUGGUAAGGACAUUAAUGGCUUCACUUGAAUUUAAACCAGCUCCUGAGAGGAAAAAAAAAAAAAAAAUCUGUCUCCUCAUUUGCUUUCUCAGUGGGAUAGCACAUCCUAUAUUUUAGAACAAGUAGGGGUGCCUUGCUUAAAUAAAAAUAGCAUUUACUGUAUAACUGUGUGAAGGGUUUAUGGAUAAAGCUGUACUUCUGUCACAUUGUGACAGUACCUUCUGCUUUAAUAUUAAACAGCUUGUUAUUUAAAUAUUGGAUCAAAAUGGCUGGCUUCAAAAUGUAGUCCUUAAUAAACUAACUUUAUGUGCACCUGUGUA
Molecule: messenger RNA, 2384 nt
Organism: Ailuropoda melanoleuca (giant panda)
Lineage: Eukaryota; Metazoa; Chordata; Mammalia; Carnivora; Ursidae
Gene: GRSF1
Product: G-rich RNA sequence binding factor 1
Exons: 9
Coding region: 37-1224 (395 amino acids)
Molecular function (GO): RNA binding
Source: RefSeq, a predicted model, not a curated record